AUGGAAAUGCAACUCCAAUUUCCUAGAAAAUGCAGCAAAGGCCAUACAUCAGGGGAAAAUGAGCGUCAGCAUCAGAAGAGUUUGCUGUACCAUACACAAUCCUUAACAAUAGGGUAUGGAAUAACUAUAAACACAAGCUGCCCCGUGGGACCAAAUUGCCCAUGUAUCAAACGGGCCUGUCCUCCAAACCAACUGGAAAAAUGUGGAAUGCGUUACAGACAGCCCCAAAGACCCAGAUCAUACAAACCCAUAAGGACUUACUGUUGUCCACUUCUGCCAAUGGAUGGUUGCACAGUAUAUAAAACAUCCUAUAUGAAGCACUGUACUCGGCGAACAGGACCAAUUCCUCCAAGAAAUGCACUCUGCAUACCUCAAGGAUUAUUUUCCAGGGAAACUACUCAGCAGGUGGCUUUUCCAGAUUGUUCACCAAAUGUAAAUUUGUUCAUAAUUCUAAAAAUCUGUCUCGUGACAUGUUUUCCCAAAACACAUUUACCUUCAAGCUUGUAUCCCAAUACAUUCAUAAUCUGGGAAAUUUCUAGGUGCCAGUCAAUAUAUGCAAACCAAAUAGCACCUCUAGUGCUUGAGGAGUUGUCUGCUUGA
This is a messenger RNA of Schistocerca americana (American grasshopper), 600 nucleotides long. RefSeq lists its product as uncharacterized. The transcript has 5 exons. NCBI's taxonomy places the organism in Eukaryota, Metazoa, Arthropoda, Insecta, Orthoptera, Acrididae. The record is from RefSeq and is a predicted model, not a curated record. Bases 1 to 600 code for a protein of 199 amino acids.